Molecule: messenger RNA, 3847 nt
Organism: Seminavis robusta
Lineage: Eukaryota; Bacillariophyta; Bacillariophyceae; Naviculales; Naviculaceae
Source: the annotation of a GenBank genome assembly
AAUCAAAGCAAAAGCACAAGAAGCAACAAGGGGGAAGCCAGAACCCACCUCUCUCACUCUCUUCUUGCCUUUCCCACUUGCACUCUCGUUGCCUGUUUCCUCCACUCCGAUUGAUCACUCCGUUGCCUCCUUCCCCCCUUGCCAUUCCAUCGUUCUGCUGAUUUUCCUGGAGAGCUCCAGCUGGUUGGAAUUGUGUGGCGUAGAGCGUCUUUACAUCCAGUACCAAUGACAGCCGAACGUCAAUCCAAGCAGGCCGCCAUGGAUGCUGCUUCUCGUACGACUGGCAAUCCGCGACCGGUGACACCCACAACAGUUGUCAACGACAAUCAGCACCAUCCGAGCAAGCAGAAACGAAAGAGUCAGAGAGAGUCCACCAAAGUGGCGCCAGAUCCUGCUGCCACAGGAGAAGAGCCGGCUACAGUAGAAGAAUCGGAACAUGCAGCCACGGAAUCUUCCGAAUCCAAGAAGAAGAAUGGUAGUACUACAUGUAGUAGUCCCGAUCGAUUCUCUCCAUCCUCAUCAUCAGCGUCGUAUCCUGGUGUCACGUUGAAGGACACGGUUGGUACUUUGACAGUCACUGCCGAUCGUCUAUUGUUCAAACCUCAAAACAAGGCAGACAAGGAUCACAUCUUUGCGUGGCCCUUGGAUCUUUUGCAAAAGCAUCAAAUCAGUGCCAACAAUAACGAUCAGUGUUUACUCAAACUGAUAUCUCAACAGAAUCCAACAAAAGCCGUCACAAUGACGUUUCCACAUCGCCAUUCUCUGGAAAGCAUCCAUCAAACGCUCAGCCGCCAGCUCCAACCCCUCCGCAAAUACCGCAAAGUCAAAGAGACGCUGCUCAGUACCCAACGCAAACUCAAAGAAGCCAACAAAUCCAUUGACGAGUUACAAGAUGCCAAUGAAAAACUGUUGAUUGCCUGUGAAAAGUUUGCCAAGAAAAGCAAAGCUUUGACACAAGAAUUGACACAAAAACAACUCCAGGAAAAUGCCAAACGAGUCUCGUCCACAAAAGUACAAGAAUUGGAGAACCGACUGGCAACGCUACAGAAUCAAAAUGAAAAACUACAAAAUGAAAAAACCGCCAUGCAUAUAGAAUUCGAAAUGGACAUGGAUGAUUGGAAGGAUCGCGUACGGAAUCUCGAAAAUGAUUUGGCAUUGGAACGGUCCGCCACGGAACGGUUGCUGGAAGACCGACAACCGUGGGAAGAAUUGCAGUUGGAAGUGUCGGUAUUGGCCAAACAGUUGCUUGCAGAGCGACAAGCUCACCAGCAAUUACAAGAUCGAGUCGCCAAACAAGAACGACAAGCCGAAGAGUCCUUGUGGCAAGUCCGGCGGCAACGCAACAAUGCACUCUUGGAACUGGCGCAAGUCAAAAAGGAACGAGAUGGACUCCUCCUAACGAUGCAAGAAACGAUUCAACAAAAUAGUGAGGAGUCACCACUGGAUGAGCAUAACGGCACUGAUGGUGAGGAAAGACAAGAGGAAGCUUUACCCGACAAUACGCCAUUGACCCGCUUGCGGCAAUCAACAACACUACUUUCUCCGUCUCUUGAAGUUGUUUGCCCUUACUCUAGUCAUCAUCAUGGCAUCUUGGCACUUGUGUCUCGAUGGUUGAAUAGCAAUGGAGCAAUAUUAGCAGCACCACUACCACAGAUACCUUUGUGGGAAGUCGAUGACGUCUUGAUACAGCUUGAAAUUCUUAACAUGACGAACGGUCCGGUGAAAUGGGGAGGAAGGCAAGCGCCUCUGUGGAGGUAUCCGGAGGCAGAUGUGAGUGAGGCUGUCAUAGAAGAAGAGCUAAAGAGUCAUCACUGUUUACCCGACAACACUCCAGUUGGUGCAGCGGAUCAGAACAACUCCCCCCUCUCUAACUGGUGGUGGGAUUGGCGUUUCCCCGUGACUGCUCAUCAGAGCUAUCAGCCGCAAGAGUGCCACAUGGAGCUCGAUGCGAUCAGUUUUGCAACGUCGACAAGGAAGUCCGGUUUCCGAUAUCCGCACGCUGCUGAGGACUUGGUUGCUCUGUGGAAGCCUCCGGCAAGAACUGGUUGAGAUAAGGAAUCCGUUUCCAGCGGAGGUUCAAUGCUAGUAUAUCACGGCAAUAUCCUGGAUGCAUACGUUUUUGGGAAUGGAUAAUGAAACUAAAUGUUUAGACUUGGAGUUUGAGCGAAAGGAAUCAACAUGCACAAAGAGAGUCAUCGUCGCUGGGUGCAUUGGUAUCAGGGUCAUUCUCCAUUGGCGUUUGAUUGCCGCGUGCUGGGGCUGCCCUAGCAGAAAAGUGCUGCUUCCUGGACUGGCAACUCUUUUUGGCAAACUUGCAUCGGUUUGCCGCUCUCCAGUAUGUCCUCCUUGGAUCUGGAUUUUUCUUCAUCUCCCAAGACAUCAUGUGUGUGGGUUGGUUCCUCAGAGCCAACACUGGUUUGCGCCUUGGGGCGCUCCGCUUUGUUCGCAGAGCGGAAUCGAUGAAAGAGGUAGAAUCCAGCAACAAGGAACACAAUGCCAAUGACCCCGUGCACAAUUGCCACAAUCAGAACCACAAUGUUGCCCCCAUCAUCGUCUUCUUUCUGAUCCCCAUCAUCGUAGACUUUCUGAUCGAUGGUGCAACCUGCCACAGUUUCCCCUGCACAACUAAAGGAGCUUUGUUCUCCAAAUUCCAAGCAGCCAAUGAGUCGCCCAGCGCAAAAGUUGUAGCAAUCACAAACUGCCAUGGUAACCUUGAGCAAUUGGGAGCACGCCUCGUCGGUGUUGAGAAGUGUCGCAGCACAUGUGGGAUCAGACGUGGGUGAUGGCUCAAUCACUGUGAUGCCGGCCACGCCUACCUGAACGGUUGGACUUGCAGUAACGUCACCAGGGCUCGUAGUGGGCGCUGGCGCUCCCAUGGUUCCAUCUGCUGUGCUACUAGUCGUGGCGCCCGGAGUAGCACCGGGAGUGGCCGAUGCCGUCGCUGCGGGGGUUGCUGCAGGUGUUGCUGUGAGAAGGACUGUUUGUGCAGGGCUGUUAUUGUUGGCCAGGUGUCGAAGAGCUUGUGGGUCCCCCAUCACCAGCGACGAGGCAAGCGCUAGGACGAGAAGUACGUUCAAAACAUUCCUGGUCCACAUCGUUGCCUGUUGUUUCGGUCAAGGUGUACUGUUCAAAUCUCGUUGGUUGCUUUCCUGGUUGAUAACACGUUAUUAUUGUGGGAGGAAAGUGAUAAGAGAAAGCCAUGAUGUCUCCUCGAUUGGGAACAACGAUGGGCUUUUAUGUUGCCUGGAGUUUUCACAGUUCUGAGGUGCUACUUUACGCAGCUCUUUGCAGCUCUUUAUCCAUGUUGCCGCAAGUACAGUCGUGCUGGCGCAGUGCGUGGUACUGGUAGCAGAACUGGUACCGAUCGAGGGAACCUGAGUGCAACGUAGCAGAUACUGGUACCGGUCGAGGGAACCUGAGUGCAACCAUCAAAGCUUAUUCAAAUCCCUGGUACUCAAUUAGACUCGACUCUAUAACAAAGAUCCAAUCAAAGGUUUAAUCCAACAAGAAUGCAAGAAAAUUUCCAAAACCCUGUGCGAAUCCAAUCGCGCCUCCUUUCAUCCCUUUCUUGUGUUUCUGUGCCGCUCGAGCUACAUGUACUCGCACCCCAACCACUGGAUUGGUCCAGUCAUGUGCAGGCUAGCUUCGCGCCGCAUACUCGCUGAAGAAUCAACCUGUAUAAAACGUAAAUUUACAAAACUUCUAGCACAAUGAGAAACGUAAAAUUCGAAAUACCUUGUUAUUAAGAAUCUCCGUGACGUGCUGACGCUAAUGUCUAGCAACUAGCUAGCUAGAGCUAGGUAGUCGUGCCACAGCUACAAAUAGGUUGUCCAGUACUAGUUAUCAC